CUAUGUAUUUUUAUUUUGAAGGUGGGAAGAGGAGCGCUACCCUGAAGGAAUUAAAUGGAAGUUCCUAGAGCAUAAAGGUCCUGUAUUUGCUCCACCAUAUGAACCACUGCCUGAAAAUGUCAAGUUUUACUACGAUGGUAAAGUCAUGAAGCUGAGCACCAAAGCAGAAGAAGUUGCCACAUUCUUUGCAAAAAUGCUUGACCAUGAAUACACUACGAAGGAGAUCUUCAGGAAAAACUUUUUUAAGGACUGGAGAAAGGAAAUGACCUCUGAAGAGAAGAGCACAAUCACCAGCCUCAGCAAGUGUGACUUCACCCACAUGAGCCAGUAUUUCAAAGCCCAGACGGAAGCUAGGAAACAGAUGUCCAAGGAGGAGAAACAGAAAAUCAAAGAGGAGAAUGAGCGGCUAUUGAAGGAAUAUGGAUACUGUGUGAUGGACAACCACAAAGAGAGGAUUGCUAACUUUAAGAUUGAACCUCCAGGUCUCUUCCGAGGCCGGGGGAACCAUCCCAAAAUGGGCAUGUUGAAGAGGCGCAUCAUGCCAGAAGACAUCAUCAUUAACUGCAGCAAGGAUUCCAAGGUCCCUCCCCCUCCACCAGGACACAAAUGGAAGGAGGUCCGGCAUGAUAACAAGGUUACCUGGCUAGUGUCAUGGACAGAGAACAUCCAAGGCUCUAUCAAAUACAUAAUGUUGAACCCUAGCUCAAGAAUUAAGGGUGAGAAGGACUGGCAAAAGUACGAGACAGCCCGGAGGUUGAAGAAGUGCGUAGAUAAAAUCCGAAAUCAAUACAGAGAAGACUGGAAAUCCAAAGAGAUGAAAGUACGGCAGAGGGCUGUGGCACUGUACUUCAUUGAUAAACUUGCUCUGAGAGCUGGCAAUGAAAAAGAAGAAGGGGAGACAGCUGACACCGUGGGCUGCUGCUCUCUGAGAGUAGAACACAUCAAGCUGCAUCCUGAGCUGGAUGGCCAGGAAUACGUGGUUGAGUUUGACUUCCUCGGAAAAGACUCCAUCCGAUACUACAACAAAGUCCCUGUUGAGAAGAGGGUUUUUAAGAAUCUUCAGCUGUUCAUGGAGAAUAAGCAGCCUGAGGAUGACCUUUUUGACCGCCUCAAUACCAGUAUCUUAAAUAAACAUCUUCAAGACCUUAUGGAGGGACUGACAGCCAAGGUAUUCCGUACUUACAAUGCCUCCAUCACGCUACAGCAGCAGCUCAAGGAGCUCACUAACCCGGAUGAUAACAUCCCAGCGAAGAUCCUUUCCUACAACCGUGCCAACAGAGCGGUUGCCAUUUUGUGUAACCACCAGAGGGCUCCACCGAAGACCUUUGAGAAGUCCAUGAUGAACCUGCAGAGCAAGAUCGAUGCCAAGAAGGAGCAGUUAGCUGAUGCCAGGAGAGAACUGAAAAGCGCCAAAGCUGAUGCCAAGGUCCGGAGGGAUGAGAAGUCUAAAAAGGCAGUGGAGAGCAAGAAAAAGGCAGUGCAGAGGAUUGAGGAGCAGCUGAUGAAGCUGGAGGUUCAGGCUACAGAUAGGGAGGAGAACAAGCAGAUCGCCUUGAGCACCUCCAAACUCAACUAUCUGGAUCCUAGGAUCUCUGUUGCUUGGUGUAAGAAGUGGGGAAUUCCUAUAGAGAAGAUAUAUAACAAAACCCAGCGAGAGAAAUUUGCCUGGGCUAUCGACAUGGCAGAGGAAGACUAUGAGUUUUAACCUGUUUUUAAUGAGAUGAAUGUUAUGGGAAUAAAAGGGGGAGUAGCCUGGUUUUUAGGAA
This is a messenger RNA of Meleagris gallopavo (turkey), 1766 nucleotides long. It is a transcript of the gene TOP1, whose product is annotated as DNA topoisomerase I. Lineage: Eukaryota; Metazoa; Chordata; Aves; Galliformes; Phasianidae. Gene Ontology annotation, molecular function: DNA binding; DNA topoisomerase type I (single strand cut, ATP-independent) activity. Gene Ontology annotation, cellular component: chromosome; nucleolus. The record is from RefSeq and is a predicted model, not a curated record. Gene Ontology annotation, biological process: DNA topological change; chromosome segregation; DNA replication.